CUGAUAUAAACAGCUGGAGGUAUUCAAGUGGCGAGCUUAGAGACUAACAGAGCUGGGGGGGGGCUGAUGCAGGAGGAUUACAGCUUCUGUGUACUGAAAUCUGGGUGGCAGAAGAAGGAUUAGCAGAGAAGGGCAUGGAGAGACGGAUUGAUCUGCUUUCUAAAGAUGCAUUACAGUUUGGGGUAAUAUUUCACCGGAUUGCCAAAGACUUUGUCUCCCUGGAAUUGGACUCCUGAUUCUUUUCUUUCUUUCUUUUUAAAGCAAGCAUCAGCAGAAGGCAUAACAUCCCUAAAUGCCUGCCUGGAGGUAGUAAUGGGCCGGAUGAGGGAUAGCAAACUGAGGCUGAAUCCAGGAUUAUUGUCUUAGAAGUGCCGAAGGAAAAACAAAAGAUGGAGAAAUGUUUAGCUAAGAGGAAAGGAGUGUGUCAUGAGCGCCAAUAAACUGCUAGCUGGAGCUCAACAGACUUUGCUUUCGGAUUGCAGAUUUCGGGGGACCUGGGUAUCUGCCAUGCAACAGGCCAGGGUGAGGAAGAUGCUGUGGUCAGUGGGCAGGAGGAGACCAGGUGCCCAGAAGCCCCAACGUCUCCUGGUUACAGAGGUCAACGGAAAUGCAUCUGAAUGGGAUAGUGGGGAAAAACAUUUCUGAACGAGGAGCGGUCCUAAUAUAAUGAGAUGGACCAAUGGGAGGAACUGGUGAGAGGCCUAGCAGCGGCUUGCAGGCCGUUCUAAAGGAGUGAGAAGCCCAGGCUCACAGUAAGGGAAUGGCCAAAACUUUCUUCAGACCACAGAGGUUUCUUCGGAGGACCCAAUUUUUACUUUUCCCCCUCACAGCCGCUUACUUGAUGGCUGGCAGUCUCCUGCUUCUCCAGCGGUCUCGCCUGGUCCUCCAGCAAGGGUUUCGCAGGACCUCCAGCAACCAGGCCCCCCCAGUGGCAGAUGCUUUACUCAGUGCUGGGAACACAGAGAGCAAACCAAUGCAGCGUUCCCACUUGACUCCCAAACUCUUGGAGAGCAUGGAGAGUCUCCAUGGGCCGACCCCAGAUCAGAAGCAUGGACCCAAAUGGCUGAUGUCCCGGAACUCAGAACUCAGACAAUUACGGAGGAGGUGGUUUCUCAGAUUCAUCAAUGAGCAGGAGUCCAUGCAGGCUCCUGGAGCGAAGGUGCUGAAACACACAGCUCCCAACAAAGGGACUUACAUCGGAUGCUUCGCUGACGAUUCCCGAGAGCGGAUUCUGAAAGGUGCGGUGUUUUAUGACUUGAGGAAAAUGACCAUUUCUCAUUGCCAGGAAGCUUGUGCUGAGAGGGCUUAUACAUAUGCUGGGCUGGAGUAUGGAGCAGAAUGCUAUUGUGGAAACAGGUUGCCGCUGACAAUGGCAAAGCAGGAGGAGUGCAACAAUGAAUGUAAAGGAGAAAAAGGAACCAUCUGUGGAGGUGUCAAUCGGCUCUCUGUGUAUCGGGUGGAGGAACCACGGGCUGCGUCCAAACGGCGGCAAAAUAUUAUCUAUAGAGGAUGCUUUCGAGUGCCAGAAAAUUUAACAAACACCCUGCCAGCCUCUUUGAUACACUCCAAUUUGACGGUGGAGAUGUGCUCCGAAUUUUGCUCCAGGAAAGAAUUCCCCUUAGCGGUGAUUGGGGGAUUGGAGUGCCACUGUGGGUUCCCCACAGCUCGGUUCCGGUUGCACAACAGCUCUGACCGGGCGCUCUGCAGGACGAAUGUGAGCAGCAGCCCCCAAGUGCCAAUUAAGGAGGACUAUCGCUCGGUCUACCAAACUCCAGUCCAAGACACUCGGUGCACGGACCGGAUCUUCCUCCCCACCAAAUCGAAAGCGUUUGUUGCUCUGUCCAGCUUCCCUGGCGCUGGAAAUACCUGGGCUCGCCACUUAAUUGAACACGCGACAGGAAUCUACACGGGAAGCUACUAUUUCGAUGGGACCCUGUACAAUAAAGGUUUUAAAGGGGAAAAAGAUCACUGGAGAAGUAGGAGGACGAUUUGUGUCAAGACGCAUGAGAGUGGCAAGAAGGAAAUUGAAAUGUUUGACUCAGCCAUCUUGUUGAUACGGAAUCCAUACAAAUCGCUCAUCGCGGAAUUCAAUCGGAAGUGUGCUGGCCACCUUGGAUAUGCUACAGACCGGAACUGGAAGAGUAAAGAGUGGCCGGAGUUUGUGACCAGCUACGCCUCAUGGUGGGCCUCCCAUGUUCUCGACUGGCUCAAAUAUGGGAAGCAACUCUUGGUCAUCCACUACGAAGACUUAAAGCACAGCCUCCUUCCCAAACUGAAAGAAAUGGUGGCUUUCCUGAACAUGACCGUGACAGAAGACCGUCUCUUUUGUGUUGAAAACAACCAGGAUGGGAAUUUCAAGCGUUCAGGCAGCCGGCAGAAGGGAUUUGAGCCUUUCACACAAGAAAUGAAAGACUUGAUCGAUAAAAAUAUCAUGACGGUGGACAAAGCCUUAAGAGAAAGGAACUUCACUGGACUGCCACAAGAGUAUUUGCCCAGAUGAUGCCUCAUCCAGCUCCCUGCAUUUUAAAAAAAGAAUCCUUAUUAAAAAGACCCGAAUUUUAUAGCAGCUGAAGGCAAGCUUUGUGUGCCGUCUGCUGAUGAAUGCAAAUUCUCAAGACUUGGAUGCUCUUCAGGAGUACUAAGUGCUACGGAUGGCAAGCAAUGAAGGAUGGAAAUGGAGUUAUAAACCAAGGCAAAAGCCAUUAACAUCUGCCUGUCUGUGUCCUUCUCCCUAUAAAUGGCUACAAAUUUUUAAUACUUUUGUGCAAUCCUAAUUCUGGGAAAUGGGGGGGAAAGGUUUCUUUGUCUCAUCCUAACUGCCUAGCAAUUAUUUCUCAAGAGUAUCUAGGAGUUUUUUCAGCAAUUUUUGCAGUUCAGAUGUGUAUGUUUCCCCCCCGUUUUUGUCAUUUUAAACUCACUCUGAUAAAUAUUUUUAGCUAAGCAA
Messenger RNA from Hemicordylus capensis (graceful crag lizard), 2944 nucleotides. RefSeq names its product WSC domain containing 1 (gene WSCD1). NCBI's taxonomy places the organism in Eukaryota, Metazoa, Chordata, Lepidosauria, Squamata, Cordylidae. Gene Ontology annotation, molecular function: sulfotransferase activity. The record is from RefSeq and is a predicted model, not a curated record. The transcript has 10 exons. The coding region runs from base 761 to 2500 and encodes 579 amino acids.